AUGGCACCCAACUUUGCCCCGUACGCCGCUCUCUUCGAGAAUCCGCAAGGCCCUGGAGACGCGCGCCCUACGGCCCUGCAAAUCGUCGAGGAUGAAGGCCGUGUCAACACCAUGACCGACAAGGUCAUGCUCAUCACCGGCUGCUCAUCUGGCAUCGGCCUCGAAACCGCCAAAGCACUGCACGCCACGGGCGCCACCCUGUUCCUGCACGUGCGCGACCUCAAAAAGGGCGAGGCCGUGAUCAAGGACAUCCUCGCCACCAGCCCCGGCACCGGCAAGCUCGAGCUCCUCCGCUUCGACCUCGACUCGCUCGACUCGGUGCGCGCCGGCGCCGCCGAGUUCCUGGCCAAGAGCCCCAAGCUCAACGUGCUCGUCAACAACGCCGGCGUCAUGGCCACGCCCGAAGCCAAGACCGUCGACGGCUUCGAGACGCAGUGGGCCGUCUGCCACCUCGCCCACUUCCUGCUCACCAACCUGCUCCUCCCCGCGCUCCUCGCCUCCGCCACCCCCGCCUUCGCCUCGCGCGUCGUCAACGUCAGCAGCAUCGGCCACCGCGCCGGGCCCCCCAACCUCGACGACGUCAACUUCACCGCCACCCCCUACAAGCCCUGGACCGCCUACGCCAACGCAAAGUCCGCGAACAUCUGGACCGCAAACGCCCUCGACCGCCGCUACGGCCCCCGCGGCCUCCACGCCCUGUCGCUGCACCCCGGCGGCAUCAUGACCGGCUUGCAGGUCCACGUCGAUGCCAAGGUCGUCGAGUCAUGGAAUGCGCCCGAGGUGCAGCGCGUCAUGCUGAAUCCGGUGCAGGGUGCUGCCACCCAGGUUUGGGCCGCUGUGGGCAAGGCCUGGGAGGGUAAGGGCGGGAAGUAUCUCGAGGACGUGCAAUUGUCCGACAAUGUGGUGGGAGCGGGCGCGCAAAUGUCGGAUAAGGGGUACGCGGCGUGGGCGUUUGAUGAGGAGAUGGAGGAGAAGUGUUGGAGGAUCAGCAAGGAGAUGGUGGGGUUGACGGAGGAUGUUUGA
This is a messenger RNA of Diplodia corticola, 1023 nucleotides long. Its product is annotated as short-chain dehydrogenase. The transcript has a single exon. Lineage: Eukaryota; Fungi; Ascomycota; Dothideomycetes; Botryosphaeriales; Botryosphaeriaceae. The coding region runs from base 1 to 1023 and encodes 340 amino acids. The record is from RefSeq and is a predicted model, not a curated record.